AUGGAUAAAUCUGCAUAUGGUUUCUUAUUCUCAUCAAAGUUAUGUAUGACGAAUAGUUCAGCUUUUGGAGGAUUUAGCAAAUUUACAUCAAAUGGAAACAAGGGGUUUUAUGAAGUAGAAUCAGCUAAUAGAGAUUCUUUUGGAAAACAACCAAUAGUAAAUGAAGUUACUAUGAAGUCAAAGUCAAUUGUAGGUAAAACAGAUGUAUGUUUGGGAACAUCUUUAGACAAUAUAAAUGACAAUAAUUAUAGAUCUAGACCAUAUGAAGCCACACCUACAGAUAGUACCUUUGUUCAAUCUUUGUCUUUCUUUCUUACUCAAAUAGCAACAGCUAAUUCAUCUAACUCUAGUUAUGAUAUUGGAAUGUUAACUCCAUUUCAUGCUGUAUGUGUUCCAUCCAUUCCUAUAAGAGCCUACUUAAUGCGGAUAGCUCAUCACUUUGGUUGUAGCAAUGAAUGCUUUGUUUUAGCUUUAAUUUAUAUUGGAAGAAUUAUAAAAGUAAAUAGAAAUUUUACACUAUCUUUAUUGAAUGUUCAUCGUGUAAUUGUGACUGCAUUGAUGCUUGCAACGAAGUUUUUUGAUGAUGUCUACUAUUCCAAUGCUUUCUAUGCUCGCAUCUCUGGUGUUGGGACAAAAGAACUUAACUCAUUAGAGAUCCACUUCUUGCGUCUUGUGAGGUUUCAGCUAUUUGUUACUAUACAAGAAUAUGAAGCUUGUAGGAGUUGUGUAAUGAGAGCAGCUGAAGCUGUAGCUACUGCUUCCAUUUUACCCUCAAUGAUUAUGCAACCUUGUGAUAUGAACAAUCUCAACUCUACUUUUGGAAUAAAUUCUAACAUUACUAACAAUACACUAUUUAAUGAGUAUACCUGUUCUUGCUCCUCAAACUCAUGUUAUUGUGGUUUUGGAACAAAUAGAAUUAGUUUUAAUACAAACAUAAAUGGUCAUGUAACAAACCCUGCUACAUCUUUAUCAAAUUCCCAAGUAAUUACCCCAGAGUCUACAGCUCCUAGCAGCAACAAUAGUUUUAUAGCACCUGAUCCUUACUUUCCCUGUUGUACUAAGUUUAAUUCAGUACAUGAUAAAAAUCAACAUGGUUAUAUUGAGCCUGUACAAUUAAGUUCUAUAUGUCAUUCUAGUUCUAAUGGGUGUUAUGGAGGCUCUGAUCAAACUCGGGUUAAUUAUGGAAAUACAUAUCAAAUAAAUCAAGUACAUAUCCAGGGGAAUUUUUCUAACAACUUUAAUACCUCACUGAAUUAUUCAGGAGGAAGUGUCCAUGUAUAUUCAAAUAAUAAUAAGGGACUAGUUAAUCAGCAUUCUCAGCAUUCUUGGCAGAAUGCAAGCCGACCUUAUUCUGCUCCCCAAAGUACAAUAAAUAUCAAUACUAAUAGUAAUAACAACUUCAAUAUAAAUGGCUGUAAACAAAUAUCUAAUAGUGUAAAUUUAGCAAACUUUAAGGAAACUCAUCAUUCAAUAUGUGGAGUUAAUAAUCAAAGUCGUCCUAAUAUCUCGUCACAGAUAACUUGUCAGGAUACAGUAGCUAUGAGUGAUAGCUCGAUUCACUCCAAUAGAAAUCGUAUAUAUAAUAUUUCAGAUGGUCAAAUUUCCUCUGCAAUAUCUAGUAUUGUAAAUACAGAUGUACCUAUAUCACCAGAAGAUUUGACAAGUUCUCUAACACAAGAUAUGGCCAUUAAGACGUACAAUCUAUACUAUUCUACACUCCUUGAUAACAGGCUAAUUGCUUGA
Molecule: messenger RNA, 1743 nt
Organism: Cryptosporidium muris RN66
Lineage: Eukaryota; Apicomplexa; Conoidasida; Eucoccidiorida; Cryptosporidiidae
Product: cyclin, N-terminal domain-containing protein
Exons: 1
Coding region: 1-1743 (580 amino acids)
Biological process (GO): regulation of cyclin-dependent protein serine/threonine kinase activity
Molecular function (GO): protein kinase binding
Source: RefSeq, a predicted model, not a curated record